CAGCGCGCGUGAAAUGUGGGACUAGUUUAUAUUAUUCCACAAGAAGGUCAUGAAACCACUUGGGAGUACUGCACUUUACUAAAUUACGUCCCACGUUGGAUUAGGAGUGCUAGCCUGUCCAACAAGAUGGCAGGUUUUCUCACAAGACAAGUAUUAGUGCAUAAUCAGAAACUGUUAUCCUUACCACCAUGUGUGUACUUUAAUCCUUCACGGACUAAAGUAGGAAUUUAUGAACCAGACAAAAAAGUCGGGUUAUGGAAAACCAUUGCCGUCACACAAAACCCUCCUAAAAGAGGGCAUGAAAGGACUGAAACAAGAAAUCAAAUUGUUUGGACAGGAAGUAAAAGAGAAAUGUUAUGCUGAUCCGUUUGUCGAUGUGCAAGACGGAGACUACACAUACGAGUGGAAGAUGAAUACCAGGGAGGACAUUGACAAGUGGAUGGUGACCACUGAUCAUGACAACAACGAGGGACUGAGCAAAGCCUCAUUAGUGCUUAGUACAAACAAUACUGCAAUGUUUCAUGGGUAUUUAUCACAAGAAGUGAUGAAGGACGGCAUUCAGAAGCGUAGUGGGUAUGCUGGGAUACGUUCUCCCAGUAGCUUUAAGUCAUUCAAGAGAAAGGUCUCCUAUGACUGGUCUAUUUUCAACUGUUUGGUGAUGCGAGUUCGUGGGGAUGGGCGCACCUAUAUGAUCAACAUUCACAUGAAUCGAACCUUUGACGUUGGCUGGAAUGAUCAGUAUAACUAUGGCCUCUUCACCAGAGGUGGGCCAUACUGGCAGGUUGCUAAGAUUCCUUUCUCCAAGUUCUACCUGACCAGCAAAGGCCGAAUCCAAGAUAAGCAGGAGCCAAUACAGCUGACCAAUGUGUCGACCAUGGGCCUGAGUAUAGGGGACGGCAACGAGGGGCCCUUCUCCCUCGAGAUAGACUAUAUUGGACUCAUGUAUGAUGAGAACCACUAUGAAGAAUUUGCUUAUGAAAUGUAUGAGGCAAAUCCAGCUCAUGUGGGUACAUGAGAAACUUGUUUCGUGUUUGGAAAAAAUCAUGUGAAAUAUUUUGAAAUAACAUUUA
Messenger RNA from Haliotis rubra (blacklip abalone), 1070 nucleotides. Its product is annotated as complex I intermediate-associated protein 30, mitochondrial-like. The record is from RefSeq and is a predicted model, not a curated record. The transcript is spliced from 4 exons. Gene Ontology annotation, biological process: mitochondrial electron transport, NADH to ubiquinone; mitochondrial respiratory chain complex I assembly. Lineage: Eukaryota; Metazoa; Mollusca; Gastropoda; Lepetellida; Haliotidae. Gene Ontology annotation, cellular component: mitochondrion. Bases 230 to 1015 code for a protein of 261 amino acids.